Molecule: messenger RNA, 2891 nt
Organism: Vespula pensylvanica (western yellowjacket)
Lineage: Eukaryota; Metazoa; Arthropoda; Insecta; Hymenoptera; Vespidae
Gene: Rsf1
Product: RNA-binding protein Rsf1
Exons: 3
Coding region: 258-869 (203 amino acids)
Molecular function (GO): RNA binding
Source: RefSeq, a predicted model, not a curated record
AACGGUCGCAAAAUACAAACUGAUCGGUAACCAUUUGUAAAAAUUUUGGGCGUCUGGGUUGGAGACGCAGAGGCGUCGGAUAUAGUUUCUGUGCACUGUGGACCCCUACUGAUUCGCUUCUAUUGAUUCCGUCGUGUGCAUCAUUCUGCCGCCGUAGCUGUAUAUUUCUUCAUACAGUGAUUUAUAUAAUAAUAAAAUCGUCGUUUGAUAUUGUGUUUUGUCAAGAUAAAUUAAAAAGAAAGUGAAAAGGAUAUAAAAUGACUCCGGAGGGCUAUACUCGUGUCUACGUUGGUGGACUCAAUGAGAGCAUCAAAAAAGAAGAUCUACAAAUGGAGUUUGAAAAAUAUGGCAAGCUUAACAAGGUUUGGGUGGCCUUCAAUCCUCCAGGCUUUGCCUUCAUCGAAUUUCUGAAUAUGAAUGAAGCAGAAUUGGCAUGCAAUAGUAUGAAUGGCACAGAAAUAAUGGGUGUCAAGUUAAAAGUGGAAAUUUCACGUGGUAGAGGUCGUGGCGGAGGUAGGGGUGGAAUAGGAUUCAGAGGUGUUCGUGGUACUACUGGUAGGGAUUUCGGUUCUCGGGGUGGUGCUAGUAUGGGUUACAGAGGAGGCAGUACAUAUGGAGAUUAUGGGGGCAGCUAUUAUGCAGGCAGGGGUGGUGGAAGUAGAGGUAGAGGACGCUAUGGAGAAGAUUAUAUGUCCAAUCGUACCGGUGGGUAUGUUACUCGAGACGGAUAUAUGCAAGAUGCCUAUGGUGCUACUAGCGGAGACACUGGCAUGGAAUACUACACUGGCAAGGAUACCGGCACAUCGAGGUACCGAAGCCGCUCUCCGGCUGGCCGUGGCAGUCAUCGUCAUCUACGUGAAUGCACAUAAAAGAACUACGCUGCGUUGCCAAUCUGAACUGCGGGCCAAUCACCCACCCGCCUCGACGACUACAUUUCUAUCCAAUCUACGCAGCGACGUGUAUAUAAACAAGAACGACCAUUGCAGUUUAUGCUGCAGCAUAUAUUUGCAUUAUAUGAUCUGAUGUGACAGAUUGUGGUCGUUGCCACUUUUCUUAAUUAACAGUUCAUAAGAUUCUGUAAAAGUUCUAUGCUCGAUAUGAAAUGGGGAGAAAGAUAAGACUCUAUCUAUCGGCAUUUAGAGCCUUAACUCAUAAGAGUUAUAAUUAUUUGUGAAUUCCAAUUUAUUUCUUGGCAAAAUAUGCCCAAUUUCUUUAUAUUUUAUAAGGUAUAUUUUUUACAUACACCAUGGGUCAUAGAUUAAAUUUGUUUAAUAGUUACAUCCAUGGUACUUAUGCAAGUUUAGAAACGUAUUUGCAUUUUUUCUACUUGCCUGAAGGUAGUGAAGAAUGGAGAUAAAUUAAGCUUGAUAUAGUAACCAUGAAUUUUGUAUAAUUAGAUACCGCGUCUCUGCGUGAAUACAGUCUUUCCAAACUCUCGUUUUCCAGUAUAUUGAUGAUACUUCUGAGUACAGUCUUCAUAUAUCUAGUUAAAACCUUGCUUAUGAUCGUGCGUGUAGAAACGUUUUUAUAUAGGUCCAAAAGGGAAAAAAAACUAUGCGCAAUACAACCAAAUGCAAACUGCUGCUCGUAUAUGGCCUAUCGUGCUAGUGCACAAAGAAACAGUCCUGGCCCCAAAAAAUUUUGAUACACAGAUAAUGUGUGCAAUCAAAACUAUGAGAUUGUGAGACAUUGUCGCAGGCUAUACUCUGUGCUUAUUUCUAGCAAUAUAUGCGCAUAAACAGUCCUGCAUUUGGAAGCAUCUAUGAGCGUCUCCUUCUAUUUUUUUGGACUCUAAAAGAUAAAAUGAUAAAAUUACGGUAAUGUUUUACCUCGACUGUACAUGACUUGGAAUUGGAAACGUAUUAAAUGAUUUGCGCUCACUACUGCCCGCCACCCUGCCUGCCUGUCUGCCUGCCUGCCUGAUUACUCUCUCAGUGUCUAUAUCCAAUGAAAAUCUUCUUUCGUUGUUUUUCCUUUAGUUCCUUUCUAAGGAAAAUUUCAAAAUGAAAUCUGAAUUUUUGUCAAAUUCAGAUAUCGCAAGUGCCUUUGACUUAUAAAUAUGAGUAUAAAGCUAUCUCAAAGUUUGGUCAGUUACAUGACCCUCGUACUCUCUCUCUUUCUCUCUCUCUCUUUCUCUCUCUCUCUCUCUCUCUCUCUCUCUCUAUUUCUCUCUCUCUCUCUCUCUCUAUAUAUAUAUAUAUAUAUAUAUUCUGAUUACAAGUUACAAAAUAAUCCAUUUUAAAAUUCGAUGCUAUCAGUAUAGGUAUUGUUGAAAUUGAAUGAAAUCAAAAAUUUCGAGAAUAUUUAAUAUAUCAAAGAUUCGAGUUAUGUUAUAAUAACUUCCUUUAAGCAAAACCUAAACAAUAUUUUUUUUUAUCCAUAGCAGCGAACAUUACAUAAAAAUGCUUAAUCUUUUAUUUUAUUUCUCAUGAAUUAUUUUUCCGUUAUUCUAAAUACAAAAUAUGUAAUACAAAAAGCCAGUAAGUAUUUUAGAUGAAAAAAUUAUUUAUAUCUUAUUUUUACAAGAACAUAAUGUUAUUAGUUUUUAACAAAUUGACAUACUCUUUAUAUAUAUAUAUGCUCUUUAUUUGAUUUCACUUUGUUUAUAUUUAAAUUGUAGGAGGCAGCUUGCGUAUUGGUAGUUAUAUGUGUGUAGAUUUAUUUAUGAAUAUGUAUAAAAUUGAGAUUGCACGCACACGUAAUAAACACAGAUAUAUAUAGGUUUAAUUAAUUAAAACGAAAUAAUUUGAUAUUUAAAAUAUAACUCAUAUAAGAAUAUAUUCUUGAUGAAAAUUGGAAAUUAUCUAUAGUAAUAUGUUAUGCAAUUUUUAACUUGCUGUAUAUUUUUUUCACUGAAAAACAUUUUAUAUGAAAAAUACUAUUCUUGGAAA